AUGGCAAGGAUAAGAAAGGAGAUUGAAGAGGGAUUGGAUAUGUCUGAUGACUCUUAUGAUGUUUAUGAGCCACAGAAUGAGGAAGGUGAUCUUGAGGUUGAAGAGGGCGCAUAUAACGUUCUUGAGUAUAUUUCUCUUGACUGGCCUGCACAGAGCAUUGAUGUUAUGAGGGGAUACACCGUAAUGUUGGGGACGAACCCGGCACCAGGAGAGGGCAAGCCUGGAAUGAUCAGUAUUGAUCUGUUUCCAACGCAUGGAAUGAGCAAACCAGAUAAGAUGGUGAUAACGAAGAAGAAGGUGUCUGAAUCAUACAAUAAAGUGCGAGUGAAUGGAGAGUCGACGUAUUGCUUGUCUGAUGACACGCUGGUGGUGCAUGGGCCCAAAUUUGAGGUGAUACAUACAAAGCGCUAUGAUGAAGGUCUUGGAUAUGGAUUGUGCUUCAAUGGUUCUGGAUGUGUGCUUGGAACUAGGGAUGGGAAGAUAUCGAUGAAUGAUUGGAGAUUUAAUGAAACAGGCACUGUGAAGGUUCACGAGGGAUCGAUUGAGGGGAUUUGUAGUGACGGGAGUAUGAUAUAUUCUGGAGGAUGUGACUAUGCAGUGGUGUUUUUUGAUGUACGUGGCAAGGAUGCAGUAUUCCGAAGGAAGUUCAGUUCGGACAUCAAUGCAAUAGGAUUCAAUGGAGACAAUACGCUUGCAUUUGGAGAUGACGAGGGCACUGUCUGGCUGAUGGAUAUUAGAAAUCAUGAGGUGGAGAAGAUAACGAGGCAUAAGAGCCCGGUCAGUUGUUUGAGAUGGAGAGAUGGAGAGAUUUUUGUUUCAGGCAGUGAUGAGCAGCUGUGCAUCUGGGACGUGUCUCUUGAUGCAUCUGAGGAGGAUGGAUAUCUUCUAUUUGUGCAUCAGGGGCAAAAGUUCUAUAAGGAUGUGGCGUUUUGUAGGGGAGACAGUAAUUUUGUUAUAACUACCAGUGCUGACGGACUGUGUGUGUUCAAUCCGAUAUCUUUUGAUUGUGAAAAGGAGAUGAAUGGAGAUGCCUGA
This is a messenger RNA of Ordospora colligata OC4, 1035 nucleotides long. Its product is annotated as WD G-beta repeat domain-containing protein. NCBI's taxonomy places the organism in Eukaryota, Fungi, Microsporidia, Ordosporidae. Gene Ontology annotation, molecular function: protein binding. The transcript has a single exon. Bases 1 to 1035 code for a protein of 344 amino acids. The record is from RefSeq and is a predicted model, not a curated record.